UUUAAGGGGAAACAGCUUAGUUGACACUUCGAAACAGAGAAAUAAACACAUCUUCAUUAAACAACUCAACUGAAAAAAGAUACACAAGAUGGAGGAUCUGUCGUCUGAGGAGCAGAUGCUGAUUAGAGAAACAUUUCGAAUACUAGACAAGGAGAACGAGGGCGCCAUAACCUCCAAAGAGAUGGCGGUAGUGAUCCGCGCCCUCGGCCGCCAGCCAAACGAAUCUGAAGUCCAGUCCAUGAUCAACGAGGUGGACUCGGAGGGAAAUGGGUCCAUCGAGGCUCCGGAGUUCUUCAACUUAAUCCUGCGCAAGAUGCGCGAUACGAGCCAAGAGGAAGAACUACGCGAGGCGUUCCGCGUUUUUGACAAGCAGAACAACGGCUAUAUUAGCAUCACCGACCUUAAGGCUGUGUUCACGUCGCUGGGCGUUAAUAUUGGCGACGAAGAGCUGGAGGACAUUAUACGCGAGUACGAUCAGGAUGCGGACAAUCAUUUAAAUUACGAGGAGUUUGUAAACAUGAUGAGCAUACGUUAGCCACCAUUAUGUAUAGUUCUGUUAGGGUGAGUGGAUUUUAAUGAGACUGAAAAUAUGAAAUGGGCAAACAAAUUUUGAUAAAUUUAA
Molecule: messenger RNA, 622 nt
Organism: Drosophila elegans
Lineage: Eukaryota; Metazoa; Arthropoda; Insecta; Diptera; Drosophilidae
Product: calmodulin-2/4-like
Exons: 1
Coding region: 89-535 (148 amino acids)
Molecular function (GO): calcium ion binding
Source: RefSeq, a predicted model, not a curated record